GCCAGGGCAGUGGGGCGAGUUUACGUCGCGGUGGGGAGGAGCGCCAUGUGCUGUGUAAGUAGAAGCAAAGAAAAACAAUACGGACAUCUCGCGCCGCACGCCGCAGUGGCCAGGCGAAUGCGAAUGCAUCCAGAAGCGAUAGUGCAUUCGUCGCAUGCACUUCGUACACACAAACAACACAAACAACAAACGUGCACGCGUUUAUUAUUUAAAUAUAAAAAUAUUUAAAUUAAUAACUGUAUAGUGUGUUUAUUUGUGUGACUGAAUAAAUGGUGAACGAAAUGGAUAGCAAUAGUAAUCACAGUGAGCACAGCGUUGAGGAAGUGGUGCGCCGCGCCGCGACGCCAACUUCAACCACCACCAACGGACUCGCACGGCAAUCGCCAAAGAUAACCACGUCGACGUUGUUGACAUCACCGCCGACUCCAGUAGCGCAGGCUACUGUUGCACUUGUACGCAACACGUCUUCACCGGCGAGUGUUAUUUCACGGAAAGUUAUGAGUAGGAAUCAUAAUAAUACAUUGUUUCCAACAUCAUUCCCCAGUAAUCUUGCAGAAUUACAACUAUUUCGCGUGAUGCAAAACGCGUCGUUGUUGUAUUACUACGACACAUUACUGGAAAUGGGUGGUGACGACGUGCAACAAUUAUGCGACGCCGGUGAAGAAGAGUUUUUAGAAAUCAUGUCACUUGUAGGCAUGGCAUCGAAACCCCUACACGUUCGCAGGUUUCAAAAAUCUCUUCAGGAAUGGGUUAAUAAUCCGAUAAAAUUCAAAACUCCUUUAACGCCUGGCGAUGAUUUUGAGCUAGAAAGAAUCCCACAACAACAACCUGUCAAUAGUAUUAAUAACCUGCCUAAUGUAGGCAACCAACAGUACACAUUUGAAGAAACAGCGCGGACAUUAUACGCAGCUAGCCCUGCAAGUCCUUCCUCUCAACCAUGUCCCAUCACGUCCAACAAGAGGCCUUACUCUCCGCUAGACGCACCUAAUUCCUGCCCACCUUCAUCCAGCUCCAGUCCUGGCAGUUGUACAUCUUUACCUUUGUUAUCCGGAACUUCCGGGAGUAAUGUCACUCCAAGUCUGCCGGAAUCUCACGUGGGAAAGCUGGCAGCAGCUGCGGAACGCCUUAGUAAACAAUUACCUCAGUUCGAACCUAAACCACAGAAUAACAAGAAGAAAAUGUGUAAAGAACUUGAGCUGGUUAUGUCUAUGGCGGAUAAUGAUCCAAGGAGAAUGGACGAAAUCAGGCGAUACGCGGCCAUCUAUGGAAGAUUUGACUGUAAACGUCGUCCUGAGAAACCGUUAACCUUACAUGAAGUUUCUGUAAAUGAAGCGGCUGCGCAAAUUUGCCGAUUUAUUCCAGCGCUUUUAACACGGAGAGAUGAGUUGUUUCCGCUUGCAAGACAAGUGGUCAAAGAUUCAGGCUGUCAUUAUUCUAAAACUGGAGCUGGAUAUACAAUGUGUUUGCGUACAAGUCAAUCGGACUUGGUUGACACAUUGAACAAUAGCAAUAGCAAGGAUUCCAGCAAGCGGCGCUUUGAUGAUGGCGGCUUUGAGGAGGAUGCGCCGGCGCAGAAGCGACACCAGGAAUAUUUAAAUAAUGCACGAUCGUCGAUACACUUCAGUGCUUCACUGCUGCAUUCAAAGUCACAUACAUCUACCAGAAUGUGUUCAAUUGGCCCAGGGACAGAUGACGAAGCUGAACUUCAUUAUUCCUUGAGUAAUUCCUGUUCGAAUUCUCCUCUUCAGGAGAGUGAAAAAAUUGACAGCGCAGACGCGUUAGAAGAAGAAGACGUGAAACUAAUGCUCGACGCAACGGACACAAGUCGCGAGAAGUUCUCACCGCGUGUCCAGGUAAUCGCCGCCUCCGGGGACAAUAUCAUCGCAGUAGCAAACCCAGCGCUCGCCCUCUCACCAGCCAUGCUCCCCUUGAGCACCAUUUGACUGAUUAAAUGUAAGUCUUCACUCUCUGCGGCAGGCAAUGAGAUUGCAAUAUUCGUCAAACGAAUCGACGCGCAACGGCUCAUGCGCACAACUACACAUACGUAGUAGUUGACUUGUGAUUUAUUUAUAUGUUGCGUAAUUUGUAAGGAAUAUAAACGUUAUUUUAUUAUAAAUAUCGAUUACGAAAAAUUAAACAAAUUUAUUAUCGCCUAAGUAUAAAAUAAAUAAUUACGUGCGGAUUGGAAUGCGACGCAAUGGUAAUACAUUUAUUAAACAGAUACAAACUUAACAUAAUAAAAAGCUGUCGCGAGAUUAUUGGAUAUUCUUUAAGAUCCAAUCGAUGAAUUGUGUAACACGUGUGUACACGCCAGGAAAACCCGGUUCAGCGCAUCGAUAGCCGUAAGAAACAACUCCAAUUUGAUAUCGAAGAAUUAGGUUACCAGUUAAAUUCGCUACCAUUAGGGGACCACCUGAGUCACCUUGGCAGGAAUCUUUUUUACCAUCAUUGUAACCUGCGCAAAUUAUACGAUCAUCGAUGAUUG
Dalotia coriaria is the source of this 2485-nucleotide messenger RNA. RefSeq names its product NGFI-A-binding protein homolog (gene nab). Gene Ontology annotation, biological process: negative regulation of DNA-templated transcription. Gene Ontology annotation, molecular function: transcription factor binding; transcription coregulator activity. The record is from RefSeq and is a predicted model, not a curated record. Lineage: Eukaryota; Metazoa; Arthropoda; Insecta; Coleoptera; Staphylinidae. The transcript is spliced from 6 exons. Gene Ontology annotation, cellular component: nucleus. Bases 270 to 1943 code for a protein of 557 amino acids.